Molecule: messenger RNA, 550 nt
Organism: Teleopsis dalmanni
Lineage: Eukaryota; Metazoa; Arthropoda; Insecta; Diptera; Diopsidae
Product: probable salivary secreted peptide
Exons: 2
Coding region: 71-436 (121 amino acids)
Source: RefSeq, a predicted model, not a curated record
UUGUGACUAUAAUUAUAAAAUUUAAUUUAAAAAGUUCACUUGUAUCGUUCGGAUCUCAGUCGAAAUAAAAAUGAAAUUUCUCGCUGUUGCACUUUUCAUUUCGUUUGCACUUGCAACAAUAUCUUUCAAUAGCGGUUACGCUAGGAACACUACUUGGGGAUACAUAGGACCAUAUGACUUGCUAUUACAUCGGGAUUUUGUUGUGAGAAGUUCAAGUUGGUUAAGAGUAAUUUCCGAGGAUGUAACUUAUCCACCAAAAGGUUUUGUGAAUCAAUACAUAAUCAGCGGAGUUAGAGCAAUUGAUAAUGCCCGUAAACAUGGCGGUUACGCUACUUUAAUACGCGGUGGCCCAGGCUUUCGUAACGCAACAAUUCAUCUGAAAUCUGAACGCAGCGAAGGUUUAAAUUACACUGUUGAGUUCUUUGGAAGACGGUAAAUGAUUCAAAUAAGUAGUCAAAACUAAAGAAGUACUUAAGUGAUACAUGUUUUCUGUACAAAAUUGUAAUUAAACAAAAUAUAUCAAUAAACAUAAUGUAAAUUUACAAAUAAG